CAAUUUCUUCCAUGAGAAAUUGUCUGAAAACAUUGUGAAAAAUUGAGUUGAGUUGCUUUCUUCAAUCAAAUGGCAUCUAGGAGAAUUCUCAAGGAGUUCAGGGAAUUGCAGAGAGACCCUCCUACUUCCUGCAGUGCAGGUCCGGUGGCACAAGAUAUGUUUCACUGGCAAGCAACUAUAAUUGGGCCAAAUGAGAGCCCAUAUGCAGGGGGCGUUUUCCAAGUUACUAUCCAUUUCCCCCCUGAUUAUCCUUUUAAACCUCCAAAGGUUGCCUUCAGGACAAAAGUUUUUCAUCCAAACGUCAAUAAUAAUGGUAAUAUUUGCUUGGAUAUUUUAAAGGAGCAGUGGAGUCCCGCUCUCACCAUAUCAAAGGUUUUACUUUCGAUAUGUUCACUGUUGACGGACCCGAACCCAGAUGAUCCAUUGGUUCCAGAAAUUGCUCACAUGUAUAAAACUGAUCGAGCCAAGUAUGAAUCAAUGGCUCGGAGCUGGACCCAAAAGUAUGCUAUGUGUUGAAAUCAAGUUUAUUAUUUUUGUUCAACUAAUUAAUUCCUAAAUUAUCGAGUGUCAAAAUAUAAAAUUUUAGAGUGGCUAUGCUCUUUAAUGUUGCAUAGUUUAUGUUUUAAUAAAUGCAUCGAACGUUAUUUAGAAAAUCUGUGCUCAUAUGGGAAAUGGAUCGUUCUAUUUGAGUGAGAUUUUGAAAAGAGUUGCAAUAUGUGUAGUAUUCGCUUCAUUUCCCCUUUGAAAAUGACAAGAUGAUUGUUGA
This is a messenger RNA of Olea europaea var. sylvestris, 766 nucleotides long. Its product is annotated as ubiquitin-conjugating enzyme E2 28-like. The record is from RefSeq and is a predicted model, not a curated record. Gene Ontology annotation, biological process: protein polyubiquitination. The coding region runs from base 70 to 516 and encodes 148 amino acids. Gene Ontology annotation, cellular component: nucleus. The transcript has 4 exons. Gene Ontology annotation, molecular function: ubiquitin conjugating enzyme activity. NCBI's taxonomy places the organism in Eukaryota, Viridiplantae, Streptophyta, Magnoliopsida, Lamiales, Oleaceae.